CCUCGAUUCUGCAGAUGAUUCAGAAUCCCGGACUACGAACAACAUAACCCUACAUAAUCCAUCACAACAAGCUCAAACUACUAUUCACCGACCAUCCAUGCCAACCACACCGAUUUCCAGCGAUGCAAACGCCCAUGUCCACCACCCACCCCAUCCAUCACCGCGGCUCCUUUGCUAUUUCCAGCAUAGAUAUUCACAAUGUGGGUCCAGCGUGAUCCACCCUAUCACCCCGUCUCCUCCACCCAUCCAUCUCCCUAUCAAUCAACCAUCAAGGCCUCGAUCUCGGGUUCGGCAACCGCACUCAUUCCAGCCCAGUCCACAGCCGUCCCUGUCAAGCUCCCUUUCCAUAUCUGAUCUAAUCAAGCUUCGAGAGAUCAUGCAGUGCACGCGGACCUGCAUAUCAUCUCCACCCCGUCCCUCUCAACGGCUGGCACAACCAAUUGCCGAUUGA
Periconia digitata is the source of this 451-nucleotide messenger RNA. NCBI's taxonomy places the organism in Eukaryota, Fungi, Ascomycota, Dothideomycetes, Pleosporales, Periconiaceae. The record is from the annotation of a GenBank genome assembly.